Molecule: messenger RNA, 2574 nt
Organism: Chelmon rostratus (copperband butterflyfish)
Lineage: Eukaryota; Metazoa; Chordata; Actinopteri; Chaetodontiformes; Chaetodontidae
Product: glutathione hydrolase-like YwrD proenzyme
Exons: 12
Coding region: 28-1722 (564 amino acids)
Biological process (GO): glutathione catabolic process
Molecular function (GO): glutathione gamma-glutamate hydrolase
Source: RefSeq, a predicted model, not a curated record
CCAACAGUCGCUGUUAGUUUUAGCAGAAUGGAUACCGACUUGAUUUUCUCCUCUCGUCGGUCACCUGUGUUGUGUUUACACGGCUGUGCAGCGUCCAGCCAGCCGCUAGCUUCAAGUAUAGGACUGGACAUCCUGAAGCGUGGUGGUAACGCGGCAGAUGCUGCGGUUGCCAUAGCAGCAGCGCUAGCGGUAACAGAGCCCUGCAGCACCGGCCCUGGCGGAGACGCCUUCUGCUUGUUCUACAACGGAAGCACUGGAGACAUCAGAGCGAUCAACGGCAGUGGUCGCUCGCCCAGAGCUCAGACCCUGGACUUCUUGGAAGAACGUGGUUACACUGCAGAGGCACCUCCUUCACCAUUUGAUGCCUUAAACAUCACAGUACCAGGGGCCCCUGCAUGCUGGUGUGAUACUGUACAGCUGUUUGGUAGUCACAAGCUGUCCUUGCAGGAGGUGCUGAGCAGGGCGGCGGAGCUUGCAGAGGUGGGGUUUCCUGUUGCCGAGGUAGCAGCUCACCACUGGGCGCACUGGGCGGCUGCUCUGAGAGAUGCUGGGAAGGAACUAGGUGGAGACCUGCUGAUUGAUGGUCAUGCGCCCAGAUGUGGACAAGUAUUCAGAAACCCUGCCCUAGCCCAGACCCUGAAGGAGCUGGGUGAGCGUGGCAAACCAGCUUUCUACCAGGGCAGAGUGGCCCAAGCCAUCGUCGAUGUCAUCCACCAAAAUGGAGGAAUCAUGACCCUGGAUGACCUCAGCAGCCAUGACAGUGAGGUCAUCACCCCCAUAAGCACAGAAUACAAGGGUGUGCGUCUGUGGGAGACUCCUCCUAACAGUCAGGGAUUGGCUGCCCUGCUGCUACUCAACAUCCUGGAGAACUUCCCUCUCAAAGUUAAAGGCCAUAACAGCUCUGACUACAUCCAUGUGCUGGUGGAGGCGGUGCGCUUGGCAUCAACAGAUGCUCUGCGUUAUCUGGCCGACCCAGACCAUGUGACCAUCCCCCUGGAAACCUUACUGGACAAGAGCUACAGCCAUCAGCGGGCACAGCGCAUCACCAUGGACAGGGCCAUGGAAGAAGUGGAGCCUGGCCUGAUGACAGGAAGUGACACGGUCUAUUUCUGUGUGAUUGACAGUCAGGGUAACGCCUGCUCAUUUGUCAACAGCAACUAUAUGGGCUUUGGAAGUGGGCUGGUCCCUAAGGAUUGUGGAUUCUCACUGCAGAAUCGGGGUGCCAGCUUUUCUCUGCGUCAUAACCACGUUAACUCUGUUGCUGGGGGGAAGAGGCCAUUUCACACCACAAUACCUGCACUUCUCACUGACUGUGCAACCAAAUCACAAAAACCACGACUCCUUGCUGCACUGGGGGUGAUGGGGGCUUUUAUGCAACCGCAAGGACACGUCCAGGUGUUGCUGAACAUGUUGGAGUUUGGGAUGAAUCCUCAACAAGCUUUGGAUGCACCAAGAGUUUAUGUACAGCAUGACUGCACAACUGAUCAGUGGUUGGUUAAUCUGGAGGAGGGGGUCGACCAGCAGGUAGCUGAGGAGCUGAGAAGACGGGGCCACAAAGUCAACUGGCCAAUCACAGGCCACAACAGGUCUCAGUUUGGGCGGGGACAGAUCAUCACAGUGGGGGAUUGGUGGAACUCGUCUGACAAGCAAACCAAUCAUCCAUCCAGGGUGCUGUGGGCGGGAUCAGACCCCAGAGGGGACGGAUGUGCUCAGGGGUACUAGACAUACGUGACCUGCUCUCCUCUUUCCUGUUAAUUGAUCCCAAAGCUUUCUGAAGACAAAUUCCUACAUAUAGGAUGUAAAGCAGAAGCACUUUAAUUAUGUGAUUAUGACAUAAUUCACAGUAAAUGUUAACUUCAUUGAUUAGCUGCUUGAAUUUAUUGCCAGGUAGAAACUUGACAGCAAGUCAGGUUUAUAACACAGUCGAAGCACAGCAUCAUAACCACCUUCACAAAGAUGUUCCUGUUGUAUGUCACAGUUCACAUGCAUUUACUGUGUGUGAUCCGUGACAAACAGUGGCAGCAGAGCAGUGCAUCCGUUUAUAAAGACAAAAGACAAAAAUGUCCCCUAACAUGUUGAAUUAAAACUGCACAGCAUGUUUCAUAGUUAGUUUGUGAUGGAAUCAUUGGCGCCACAGUUAUAGUGACCCUCCAUAUCCUCUUGGUUUCAAACUACUUUUAUAAGCUAGAGAAUAAUUUGUUUGCUCUUUAAUGCACAACAACAAAUCUUUGUGUAACACAAUAUAUUUCAUGCCAAAGAUGGCCUUCCUCAAUUCUAUUAAUACUGAAUAAUAAUCUAAUAAUUAUCUGUUUUAGUCUCUUUAAUUAGUUGCUGCUGAUCUGGUGUUUGCUAGAAGUGUCAAUAAUGUCAUUACAUACAGUAUAUAACCCUCCUUCCUCAAUAAAUGAUACUUGUUUACCAAACAAAUUGAGUUUAGAUAACUUAAGAAUGUCAGAAUGUGACUCAAAUCAGCCAUUUCAUCACUUUCCUACACUUUAAAAUGAAGUAUGUUUGUAUGUGCUGUUAGAAAUGAACUGAUUUAACGGUCUGUAUUUCAAAUGAUCUACAAAAUAU